AUGGGGGAAACAUUUCCAUUGCAAAAGGGUGUCAAACAGGAUGACCCGAUUUCACGAAUUCUCUUCAAUGCAGUUCUGGAGAAAAAUUUCAUAAAUAUGUCUUGGUCAAAUAAAGGAUUAAGAAUAAAUGGAAGAUACCUAAACAAUCUGAGGUUUGCAGAUGAUGUCAUUAUCGUUGCUGAGACCACGGAGGUCUUAGAACAUAUGCUCAGGGAAUUUGAAAAUAAGUGUAGAGAAACAGGCUUGGAAAUGAAUAGGCAAAAAUGCAAGAUCAUGACUAAUGGGGAGCACAAACGUGUUAGACUUGGAGGAACCCUACUGGAUUAUGUAGAAGACUUUACAUGUCUCGGAUAA
This is a messenger RNA of Parnassius mnemosyne (clouded apollo), 354 nucleotides long. NCBI's taxonomy places the organism in Eukaryota, Metazoa, Arthropoda, Insecta, Lepidoptera, Papilionidae. The record is from the annotation of a GenBank genome assembly.